Molecule: messenger RNA, 3792 nt
Organism: Engraulis encrasicolus (European anchovy)
Lineage: Eukaryota; Metazoa; Chordata; Actinopteri; Clupeiformes; Engraulidae
Product: tumor necrosis factor receptor superfamily member 6B-like
Exons: 4
Coding region: 771-1604 (277 amino acids)
Molecular function (GO): protein binding
Source: RefSeq, a predicted model, not a curated record
GUUGACUGUGUGUGUGUGUGUGUGAGUGUAUUCUGUUAGUAGAGUUUUAUGUAUGUCUGUAUUCGUUAGUCAUUUACAUUUGAAUGAUGUCUGACUGAGUAUUUCACACCAUUGCGCUGCUCAAAUGUGGCUGUUCUUUUUUGUAGGAAGGCGUUAUUUAUCACCUAGAAGGCUCCUUGUACUGACUCCAGCAGGGAAGCCGUGCAGGAGCAAGGCAGACGCACUGGAACUGUGAUCCUGCCAUGAUGAACAAGACAUUGUUUGGACUCUGGAACACCAAGAUUAUUGGGAAAUAUCUAAAUAUAGAUCAAACUGACUUUUUACCGUAUAGUUUUGUUAUCCAGUCGAUGGCAAGCAGCUGUUACGCUAGAGAGGUCUCAUCGACAGAAGUGACAGCUGAUCUGCUGCGUAAGUAACCCCAUUUCUGGCGGAAAAACAGGGUUUAGUCUACUCCGCGUUGUUCAUUAACACCAGACGGGGAAGCAGUUUAAGUAACCGGAAUCAUAACCUUCCUCUCUAGAGUUUUUUGUGCGUUGGUUCAAGACCUGCUGCGUCAGAAAUAAGCUACAUUACAAUACCGGGUUACCCCGCCCCCAUGUGACUUGACACAACCAUGUUAAGCAGAUUUCUUGUUUGUUUACAUUUACUUCUGAGUCAUGGAGGAGAAUUAGUCAUCAUCUCAUCAUUAGUAAUCUCGCAAUGAAUAAAAGUCGGGUGUCCUGCCAUAGAGGGCUAUUCCAGAGAGGGUCCUGCCAUUACGCACAUCAGCUAUGUUUAUGUGGUACGUCUCGCUCAGCUUGGCAGCUGUACUCCUGACCGGGCCAAGCUCCUGUCAAAGCGCAGAUCCCACGUACCUCUGGCGGGAUGCACAGACGGGUGAGGACAUCACAUGCAACAAGUGUCCUCCCGGCAAGUUCGUGGGCGCUCACUGCACGAAAGACACGGCCACCCAGUGCCUGGAAUGCGGUCAGGGCCAUUAUACGGAGUUCUCGAACUACUUGGAGGAGUGUCUGAUGUGCGACUAUUCCUGCACGGAGGUUCAGGAGGAGAAGCGCGCCUGUGCUCCGACGCACAACCGGCAGUGCAUCUGCAUGGAGGGCUACUACGCCAUGUACGACUUCUGCCUCAAACACACCGCCUGCCCAGCAGGAGAGGGAGUUAAGGCCAACGGUACUCGCGAGUAUAAUGUGGAGUGUGAACCAUGUAAGGAGGGCACGUUUAACAAUGAGUCCUCCACCACUGCCACCUGCAAGCCCCACCUGCGCUGUCAGAACCACCAGGCCACCAUUCCCGGCAACAGUGUCCACAACACAUUCUGUACCCCCUGCAAGGCCAACAGCACAGAACCUCACGAUAAGAAGGUGUGUGCUGAGGAGGCGAUGCGUCUGGUUCUGGAGCGUGUGCCAGCGGGCAAGCUGGGCCGGCUGAAGAAGGUUCUGCGCUCAGUGACCCGCACACCCGCCCAGUCCAAAACCAUGCAGGAGCUCAUGGAGGUUCUGGUGGUGAAGCAAGAUGGCUCGGUGGACCUGCAGCCCCUACUGAAGGUGCUGGAGCGGGCUCGGGUCUACAACUGCUUAGACACCAUCAAGGACCUGCUGAUCUAGAUCACACACUCUGGCUUAAGACCAGCCACAGCUCCAGUUGCGCACGCACACACACACACACACACACACACACACACACACACACACACACACACACACACACACACACACACACACACACACACACACACACACACACACACACACACCAGCAAUACAGUCACAGGAACAGAGAUACCUCUGAUGCAGAAGCAAUACCAAUAGAGGAACAUAGUGAAUACUGCUAUAUAAUAAGAGGACAUACACUCCAGAGUUUGCAAUGUGCUGUGAGAUUUCAAAUCCACUUUGAUGGUAAACGGUUCAUGCUAUUUAACUCUUUUUAUAUCUCUCAUGCUGCCGUUCCAGCAUGAGACUUGUUACAGGACGCCCUUCAUUACAAUGUUAUUUAUGGCUGUUUGACUCAGUUUUAAAUGUCUUUACCAUUUCAAAUUGUAAGCAUACAAACUCUUUAUCAUGAGGAUAUCCAUUUCUGACUUGAAUAGUGGAGAAAUAAUUAACUAUCAUCACUUAUAACAGGGGGGCGGAAUUGGGAGACAGGCGGAAUUGGGAGACUUGACUAUACAUAAUAAGAGGACACACACUCCAGAGUUCGGUCCAGAGGACAGCAAUGUGCUGUGAAAUGUGAGAUUUCAAAUUUAUUUGAUGGGAUAAGGUUCAUGUUAUUUAACCAUUUCGUUUUUUAGUCCAUUCAAUGUAGAGUUUGAUGGAGUUUGACAGAAUAAAAUAGAGAGUUCAACUGUCAAAACGCGACAGUUCAACUCUGACUAUCAGAGAACUUAUUUUUGUAAAUCUGUGUAAGAGAGAAUUAAUAUAUUGGAAAGAAGAGUUGUCUGUUUGCUGUGUGUGGCUGUGCCACAUUUUAUUUUGUGUUUGUUACACAACUAGUGAAUGUUUGCUUUAGGUCAGUUCAUAGUCAGAGAGCAUUUCAACAUAAUAACAUUUUCAUUUCAAUUUUUGAAUCGCAUGUAUGUACCGUAUUUCCUCAAUUUAUAGCCUGUCUCCUGAUGGUAGCCUGCCUCUUUCAGUAACCUGGUCUGAAACCACUUUUAAUAAAUAAAAACCUGCCUCUUUUAGUACCCUGUAACACAGCCGGUGUCUCUGUAUCCAUGGCAAGUAGAAUAGAGCUGCCUGUUAUGAUUUUUUUUAGUAAAUGCCUCCUUCAAAUUGUAGCCUGCCUCUAAUUGUAGCCUGGUCCAAAGUAUUUUUUUUGUUAAUUAUAGCCCUGGCUAUUAUUUGAGGAAAUCCGGUAUAUGCAUGUAUUGUAUUUUGUAAAUGUGAAAAUGUGUGUGUGUGUGUGUGUGUGUGUGUGUGUGUGUGUGUGUGUGUGUGUGUGUGUGUGUGUGUGUGUGUGUGUGUGUGUGUGUGUGUGUGUGUGUGUGUGUGUGUGUGUGUGUGUGUGUGUGUGUACCACAUGCUGCAUACGUUUUUAUUGUAUAUACAUAUUCUGUAUAUAUAGGUAUGUGUGAAUGUAUAUUGCUCGUCAGGUAUCAGGUAGCUCGUCAGGUCUGAUGAUCUGUGCUGUUGUGAUAUUGUGUUGUUCUUCCGACCUCAGCCCAUUUACAGUGUAAUAAUGUUAAGUUACCUUAGAGGACCUGUGAGUGAGUGUAGGUUAUGCAUGCCUCUGGUUGCUGUACUUGGUUUGCAGAAAGGUCUCAUUCACUGGAUGAGUUCCCAGUAGUCUUGACUCUAAACAAAGAGACAGCGUAACCCUGGCAGCACAGCAUUCCAGGAAUCGCUGCGGCCAUUGAUCGGGAAAGACUAAUGUUUACACAAUCUGUGUGGAGUGCACAGAGUUGUCAGUCCCAGGUUUAGAAAAGUCAAGGGGGGAAAAAAACUUGGCACCCAUUUGAUCUCACAAGCUCUGAAUCAGCUUUUUGUAAUGAUCAUUCCAGACAGCUAGAUGAGCUGCUCUGUGACUGAAACCACCUGUGUUGGUUCUCUUUCAUGUCAUCUUAGUUCAGAAUGAAACUCAAGCAAGUAGUUGCUUACAACCCUUUUUACCUGUGUUGGAAAACGUGGGAAGGGUUUUAAGAGAUACUACUUCAGGUAUGGUAGCACUGUCAGCGCGAAUGUGUCUUUGUCUUAACUAGGGCGACCUCACAUUUGUGAAAUACAGUCCUAUUCUGUACACCAAGUCACAAGACAACGGUUGCUUCUAAGUAUUUUUUAUGUUCUCGCUGCUACAAUA